Messenger RNA from Auanema sp. JU1783, 873 nucleotides. Lineage: Eukaryota; Metazoa; Nematoda; Chromadorea; Rhabditida; Rhabditidae. The record is from the annotation of a GenBank genome assembly.
AUGGAUACAGGAGGGAGAGAUUAUGUUAAACAACAUAUGCCCAUCAUAGGACUCGGUACUUUUCAAAUUCGUGAAGAAAGUACAAUUUAUGACAUUGUAGAUAAAGCAUUUGAAGUUGGCUAUCGCUUCAUUGAUACUGCUCAGUGUUAUGGGAAUGAGUUAGUCAUAGGAACUGCUUUGAAAAAACUUUUGCCUAAACAUGGUCUUGAAAGAAAAGAUGUUUUCAUUACGACUAAGUUAGCUCCAUCAAAUCAAGGAGCGAAGAAAGCUGCAGACUCAAUUGAACAAUCUCUAGAGGACUUACAACUGGACUAUAUUGAUUUGAUGAUUAUUCAUUGGCCUGGUGUGAACAAAAUGAAGGUUCACAGUCCUGAAAACGCUGCGUAUCGACGGGAGAGUUAUGAAACUCUACAAAGAUAUUACAAACAAGGAAAGUUGAAAGCCAUUGGAGUUUCCAACUACGAGCUAUGCCACAUGGAAGAGUUACUCUCGUUCGCGUCCGUUCUUCCCGCUCUUAACCAGGUUGAAUACCAUCCUCACUUUCAUCAAACUGAUCUUGUUAACUUCUGUAGAGACAAAGGGAUUCAUUUCCAAGCAUAUAGCAGUCUAGGUAGUCCUAGUCAUAGAACGAAUCUAUUCAAUGAUGAUCUGAUCAAGACUAUGGCAGAGAAGUAUGGAGUUGACGUUCCAACGUUCCUUCUAGCCUGGGCGACUUCUCAAGGAAUCAGUGUAUUGCCCAGAACUACAAAUCUUGAACGGCUAGAACCGAACUUCAAAGCUAAAGAAGUAAAUGUUAAACAAGAGGAUAUCAACUGUGUUCUCGAAAAUGGCAAACACAAGAAAGUCUGUUGGGAUCCUAGUGCAAUCACAUAA